Molecule: messenger RNA, 1398 nt
Organism: Jaculus jaculus (lesser Egyptian jerboa)
Lineage: Eukaryota; Metazoa; Chordata; Mammalia; Rodentia; Dipodidae
Exons: 4
Coding region: 1-1398 (465 amino acids)
Source: RefSeq, a predicted model, not a curated record
AUGCUGGUGGUCCUGCUCGCAGCGGCCUUGCUGGCCCUGAGCUCCGCCUGGAGCCCACGUGAAGCAUUUAAUUGUGUCAGGUGCCCUAAAGUUACAAACAUUCCCAUCCUUAAUACUGGGUACGUUAAGCAGGGGAGGACUAACAGUGUGAACAACCAAGAGGAUUCCCACAAAGACCACCUCAUCAUGGGAACCCAGGUAAUGGCCCUCACCAAGGCCCACCCCAGCAGGGAGGCCAGCAGCAAGGACCCCAACCUCCUCGUCCUGGAAACCAGCAAGGCCCACCCCAGCAGGGAGGCCCUCAGCAGGGAGGCCCCCAACCUCCUCAUCCUGGAAACCAGCAAGGCCCACCCCAGCAGGGAGGCCCGCAACAGGGACCCCAACCUCCUCGUCCUGGAAACCAGCAAGGCCCUCCCCAGCACGGAGGCCCACAGCAGAGACCCCAACCUCCUCGUCCUGGAAACCAGCAAGGUCCACCCCAGCAAGGAGGCCCACAGCAGAGACCCCAACCUCCUCGUCCUGGAAACCAGCAAGGUCCACCCCAGCACGGAGGCCCGCAGCAGAGACCCCAACCUCCUCGUCCUGGAAACCAGCAAGGCCCACCCCAGCAGGGAGGCCCGCAGCAGGGACCCCAACCUCCUCGUCCUGGAAACCAGCAAGGCCCACCCCAGCAGGGAGGCCCGCAGCAGGGACCCCAACCUCCUCGUCCUGGAAACCAGCAAGGCCCACCCCAGCAGGGAGGUCCGCAGCAGGGACCCCAACCUCCUCGUCCUGGAAACCAGCAAGGCCCACCCCAGCAGGGAGGCCCGCAGCAGGGACCCCAACCUCCUCGUCCUGGAAACCAGCAAGGCCCACCCCAGCAGGGAGGCCCGCAGCAGGGACCCCAACCUCCUCGUCCUGGAAACCAGCAAGGCCCACCCCAGCAGGGAGGCCCGCAGCAGGGACCCCAACCUCCUCGUCCUGGAAACCAGCAAGGCCCACCCCAGCAGGGAGGCCCGCAGCAGGGACUCCAACCUCCUCGUCCUGGAAACCAGCAAGGCCCACCCCAGCAGGGAGGCCCGCAGCAGGGACCCCAACCUCCUCGUCCUGGAAACCAGCAAGGCCCACCCCAGCAGGGAGGCCCGCAGCAGGGACCUCCACAAGGGCAAACUCCUCAGUAAUCUCCGACACAAUGACAGAAAUCCUCAGAGUUUUGCAAGAUCCAGCUCAAGUAGCAGCACAGGUCCAGGGCAGAGUAUCACAGCGGGGAGUGAGCAGAAAGAAGACGGGAGGAGAGGAAAGGGAGGAGAGAGGAGCUACUCGAUGCCUCACCUCAGUGGUUACAAGGGAUUUGAAACCCCUGCCCUGGCUGCUCAUCCUUUUAACCUUUGUUAUUUGUUUAUUUCAGAAAAUACAUAA